AUGAUGGCAAUGAUGAUGGUGAUGACUGUGAUUUGCAGCUCAUCGCUGCUGCUCGGGCUGAUCACUGUCAGCGCAUCACCCAGUGGAUCUUCAUCGUCUGCAUCCUCUACCUCAUCGUCAUCUUCACCAAGGAUGAAGCUUACUUACAAAGAGCUCCAGCAGUUUAACGGUGUGAAGCGUUUUGAAUUGGAACGCUCGUGCUGUUUUGGAGCGCUGCUACUGGACGAGGAGAGAGGACGGCUGUUUGUUGGAGCUCGCAACUUCCUGUUGUCUCUCAGUUUGGACAACAUUGCCAAACAAGAACAAAAGAUCUACUGGCCAGCACCUGUGGACUGGAGGGAGGAGUGCAACUGGGCAGGGAAAGACAUAAAUAUGGACUGUGUUAACUACGUGAAGGUGUUGCAUCACUUUAACCGCACUCACCUGUAUGCGUGUGGAACAGGAGCCUUCCACCCCACCUGUGCUUACGUGGAGGUCGGACAGAAGAUGGAGGAUCAUGUGUUUAGGAUCGAUCCAUCUCUAGUAGAAGAUGGUAAAGGGAAGAGCCCAUAUGACCCACGUCAUGCAGCAGCCUCUGUGUUGAUAGGUGAUGAGCUGUAUUCAGGCGUGGCCACUGACCUGAUGGGGCGGGACUUCACAAUUUUCCGCAGUCUUGGCCAGAGACCCUCCAUACGAACCGAACAACAUGACUCUCGCUGGCUCAAUGAACCGAAGUUUGUUGGUGCUUUUGCAGUUCCAGAGAGCGAAAACCCUGAUGAUGAUAAAGUCUUCUUCUUCUUCCGAGAAACGGCCGUCGAAGCUCAAGGCUUUGGCAAGGUCACCUACGCUCGGAUUGGCCAGCUGUGCCGGAAUGAUAUGGGAGGACAGAGAAGUUUGGUGAAUAAGUGGACAACAUUUCUGAAGACUCGACUCGUCUGCUCUGUGCCAGGCAACGAAGGCAGCGAGACACAUUUUGAUGAGCUCAGGGACGUGUUCCUGCUGCAGACCCGAGAUAGGAAGAAUCCAUUGGUCUACACUGUCUUCUCCACUUCCAGUAGUGUAUUCCGAGGCUCAGCUGUGUGUCUGUACACUAUGAAUGACAUCCGCAGGGCAUUUCUGGGGCCAUUUGCCCACAAAGAGGGACCCAAUUACCAAUGGGUGCCCUACCAGGGCAAAGUCCCUUACCCACGACCAGGCAUGUGUCCAAGUAAGACAUUUGGCAGUUUCGAGUCCACUAAGGGCUUCCCAGACAACGUGAUCCAGUUUGCACGUCACCAUCCACUGAUGUAUAACCCAGUAAUGCCGCUGGGGGGCCGCCCGCUGUUCCUGCGCACUGGAAUCCCCUACAGCUUCACACAGAUUGCAGUGGACCGCGUCAAUGCAGCUGAUGGUCACUAUGAUGUCAUGUUCAUCGGAACAGAUGUUGGCUCAGUGCUGAAGGUGAUCUCUGUGCCCAAGGGAGGCUGGAGCAACACAGAGCUGCUCCUGGAGGAGCUGCAGGUCUUCAAGGACUCUUCAUCGAUCAUCAACAUGCAGAUCUCCUCCAAACGACAACAGCUCUAUGUGGGUUCUGAUACAGGGCUUGGUCAGGUGCCUCUGCAUCGCUGCAGUAUGUAUGGGAAAGCGUGUGCUGAGUGCUGCUUGGCCCGAGACCCCUACUGCGCCUGGGAUGGACAUGCAUGCACGCGUUACCUGCCCAACACCAAACGGCGCUUCCGUCGCCAGGAUGUAAGGAAUGGUGAUCCUAACACACUCUGUUCAGGAGAUCACCAGAAGCAACGUGUUUUGGAGAAGAAGCUGUAUGCAGUGGAGGGCAGCAGCUCCUUCCUGGAGUGCAUUCCCAAAUCUCUGCAGGCUCAGGUCACCUGGACCUACCAGAGACACCUCAACAACCCACGAGAGGAGGUGCGUCUGGAUGACCGUGUACUUCAGAUGGACCGUGGCUUACUGCUGCGGCGUGUGGCGCGUAGAGACGGGGGUAUGUACCAGUGCCAUGCAAUGGAGCACGGAUUCACUCAAACUCUUUUGGGCAUCACACUUGAGGUUGUGCCCUCUACAGGCCCCACCCCUCCUCAUAGCCCUGUCCACAGCCAAGGACAGUCCUCCACCAAUCAGAAGCUGUGGUACAGAGACUUCAUGCAGCUGGUUGAUCACCCCAACCUGAGCACGGUUGACCAGAUUUGUGAGCAGGUGUGGUCACGUAAGCACGGCCAGUCAUCCAAAGGCAUUUCAGAGCCAGCUAAUGAGGCGCCACCUAUUGACCCCCUUCAGUCAACGCACAAAAAGUGGAAGCAUCUGAAGGAGGUGAGGAAGGGGCGAAACCGCAGAACACAUGACGGAAGACCCGCUCCCCGAGCGCCUCGGAGCGCAGGAGAGUAACGAGGGAUAAAGAGAGUGGGAGGAAGCAAGACUGAGAAAGAAAAAAGAGAGAGAUCACUGGAGUUGGACAAAUCUGCACACAUCUCAUUUAGUGACUAUUUAUCAUCUAACACAACUUUUCUAUACAUUAUAACUCCUUUGACAGCUUUCUGUCGCUCCUAUUGUCCAGUUUACCACACAUCAUUGCCCCAUUACUGCCCUUGUCCCUUCUUGCUUAACAUUUUACUGCCCUAAUGACCCUUCUGCCUGUCUCUACCAACGACUGUAUACAUCAGUGGAUGGUUGGCAGUUGAAAAGUGAAGCAAGUAUGUAUCUGGCACCCCCUAGUGGCUGUUUGCAAUAUCAUUUUUAACCCCAUCCACACCCUUGUCCACUAAUGGAGCACAAGUUACAUAUGCAGUCAGUUUUUUUUUUUCUUCCACAUAGAAGUUAUCUGGUGAUAUUUAAAAGGACAUGGUUGACAAGGUGAUUGGUUGAAAUUGGUAUCAGCAUUGGUAGACAUAUAUAUCAAAAAUAUGGGGCAGUGGCUCACAGUUCCCAUUUCAAUGCAUCCCAACAGCUACUUGCUAGCAAAAAUCAUUACUUCACUGAGAUUUUAUUGGACUUGAAGCUUCACAGUGGCACAGUGGAAGUCGAUAUGGCCAUGCUGUCCACUCCAUGUAUAUGGUCGUUGAUCCUCCUUUGCCCUCCCUGCUGUCCCAUGCACUCUGUCAUAUGGUCAUCCACUUUAACCACUCCUACUCAGAAGGACUGCUAGCAUACCUAAUCAGACAUAAAUACACACAAACACGCACAGUGCACGUGGACGCACACAAACUCACACAGAAAUACAUACACACCCAAAUGGUACAAAAACACUCCCUUUAAGCUGAACACAAACACACAUACUAAUGCAAUAAUCAUUUGCGUGGGCAUCUUUACUAAGACAAAAAAAAACAGCUGAGAAACUACAGAUGAGGAUGAUGUUAUUACAAACAAACUGUCUCAUUGUGGCUAAGACUCUAAGAAAUGGAGGAAUAUUCAAACCAUGCACAACAAACUGUUACGCACGCACACACACACAUACACACACUCUCUCUUGUAUAUUUCUCUCAUAUGUUUUUAUAUGUGUGUUAGUGCUUUGUGCUGUUUGUAGAGUUAGACUUUGCUAUCCUCCAUAUUCUCUCAGUGUGACCCUGAACCACUAUGAGUGAAACCGCUCCAUCUGUUCCACCCACUGCUCUCCACCACUAGCUGCCUGUCACGCCACUGUUAAAGCUGCCCUGAGGUGUUUGGUAUCCCCAGGAAAGGUAACGACCAGAAAUAAAGGGAAAUCAAACUUAAUACCUUCAUUCAAAUAGCAGAAAACAUCAUUACAAGUAGGGACCCGACAGUCACAAUUUUCUAUGGCUGAUUCUGAGUUCUUUACAGCCAAAUUGGCUAAUGGCCAUUUUGUAUUAUUAUUUAUUAUUAUUAUUAUUAUUAUUAUUAUUAUUAUUAUUAUUAUUACUAUUCAAAUAAACACAUGAAACACACUGACACACUUGCAGUGGUUUCUAUUAAUCAAAGUUGCAAAAUAAAAUAACAUUAUUUGCUCUUUUGGACCAAACUGACAAUUUACAUUCUCAAAUGAAAAAUAAGUUAAUUAUUAAAAUCACAUGAAUCAAAUAAUGUGGAACAUCAAAAGUAAAAGGUGACUGGCCACUUAGCCCAGUGAGUGAUAUAUAUAUAAGUAUAUGUAAUGAUGGUAUGUAUAAUAGGUGUAACAGCAGUAUUCAAAUACAGUGCGAGUGCCUUCACCUGGCUCAUGUUAUUUAUGUCUAUUAUGUAAAACUGCAACACAGAUUGGCCCAAAUUAAAAUAAUAAAUUGGCUGAUUACUUAUUAUAUAUGUCGAUUCCGAUCUAUGCCGAUUCUGACCAUGCAUCCCUGGUUAAACACUUUUGAGAUUUUUUUUAAAACAUAAAACUCAACUUUGACGCACAGCUGCUUAUUAACAACCUACUGGACAUAAGCUCUUAAGGGCAGCUUUUUCCUCCCACUUCACACAAAUCACAAAAUUCUAAGUGGUACUUAUCAUUGUGGGAUUUCAGAUUGAAGCCCUUGGGAUUAGAAAAUGGAAGCUUUUGCUUAUAUUUUAGUUUUGUCUUGCCUUUUGAUGACGUGUUGUGCAGAAAGAGGCAGCAUUAGACAUAGCAUCAAUGCAGAGGCACAGUAUGGGACAAUGAAAGGACAUGGGCACAGAAAAAAUUGAGUUAUAAUAGAAAAACAGAGAUUUUACCCACAAUUAAUCUGCUAGUAAGACAAGAUGAUUGUGUGUGGUCCCAUAUGUUUGUGUCUAGGUGUGUGUGUGUGUGUGUGUGUAUGUAGACUUAUGUGCAUGUUUCUGGCUUUGAAAUAUCGCUGCACCAACAGUCAGGAUAGUAUGUGCUUUAAUAAAUUCUAUAUUAAUUCAGUAUUAAUAAUAUAUAAGUAGUAGUUAUAGCAUUAAUGAAUUACAAAAUAAAAUAAAGUCUGAUACUACAGUGCUGUUAACAUCUACCCACCAGCCCUUUCUGCUGAUAUAGGAUCACUGUAAGUGAUUUCAGUUGCUUUUGGUGAUGAAUUAUAUCUCAUCCUUCAGACCACACUGGCUUUAGUCAGUAGUGCCUGUUUCAUACACAGCUAAGGGCCAUGCUUAGGCAGAAAUGUAAUGUUAUCUUAUUUGGCAGCAGCCUCUGUGGUUACAAAUACUUGAUGCCAAAUUCUGUUAUUUCCCCAAGGAGUUUGAGGUUUUGGCAAGUGUGAGUGGGAACAGGGGACUGAGUCCAACGCUGAGGGCCUGAAAGUGGAACUAAUGGAUUCUGGUAUGGCCACUAGGGGGCACAGUAGCACUGGCUUGGUGUAGUGAGAAGAGCAGCUGGAAAAUCAAUGAUCUUACUGCAGGAUUGAGUGACUGAGCACUGGAGUCCAGCACAAGUUGGAAUUUUCCCUGCUCUAACACUGAACUAAACCAGGCAAUAAAGCAAUGAAUUUAAUCAAGUUUAUUUAAGCUGGAAAUUCACCAAAUUGUGCAGAAAUCUAGCCCUCUGGAGCCAGAGGUCCCCACUCUGGCACUCUGUCCCACAUUAGUGGUUGUAUACACUUACGUAAUGCAUUUCUGAAUUUAGCAACAAUGUGCAAGUUCCUGGUGGGGCUGCAGUUGUACAUAUUUGUACAUUAUCUAUUUUGGACAGGUAGUUGUGGCUAUGAUAUUUAAAUUCCUCCCCAAUAUCAAUACCAGCAUGGACUUUAGCCCACUGUAAUGCAGUUUUGGGAAAGGGGUGCAUUUAGUCUGUAUAUUGUGAUCUUGUGCACUGUGCUUUUGCACAUUUCAGAAAUGGGGCACUCACCAGAACAUGUCCAAACAUGCACAAAACUGCAAGUAUGGACUGCAUGUGUGGGAGAGGCCUUUAGAACAGGCUGCACUGGCCAAGGUUGCCCCUAUGUGGCCACUAUGGGUGUUGCCCUCUGACAUUGUACAAGGGUCAUUGGUAAGAGAAUGAAUUUGUAAGAUAAUCAAAUCAUUUUUUGGGUUGCUUUUUGAACCAUGCAUAUAAGAGUGUCUUGGGUUGGAGAUGGUGGACUGUCGUGUGCUAUUUAUAAUGCUUUAUGAUGUAAAGAAUGGCUAUGCCAGUUUUGUUCCUUUGCAUGACUAAAGACGUGUAGUUGAGCGUUUUGACAAUGGAGAGGAAGCACAGUGUCAUAUUUGGUUUAUCUGGUGUUCUUAUGGCAUAUUUAUGACUUAAUAAGCUAAUAUGUAGUGGUGAAUUGUGCUGACAAAUUGACAUUUGUAAUAUAUCCAUUCUGCUAGAGGAGAAAACUGGAGAAAAAAAAAAUGUUUGUAUAUUUUGAAGUUAUUUGUUCAUUCCCUUCCUUUUAAAACCAUAUUUAAGGACUUAAUCCAAAACAUUUCUUGUAGGAAAAUUUUGCCAUUACUUUGCCUUUUUUUUUUACAAUGCUUUCUGAGAGAUCAUCCAAAUGACCGGACCCACUGAUUUCUUUGCCUUGUGACACUUCUCAACUUCUGAGAGACAGAGUGAGAGAAAUUGUGUGAUUGUGUGACCAUGUGUGUGUGUGUAUGUGUAUGUGUGCAUGUGCGCGCGUGUGUGUGUGUGUGUGUGUGUGUGUGUAUGGCACACGUUAAGAUGUCAGUAAGUGUGUUUUUGUGUGUCUACAGUUAGAUGUUAUAACUUCUGUAAUCUAAGGGUAAAAGUGUGAGUUCAUUUUAUGGAGAGGUCAGACGUUGAAGGCCAAAGUUGACGUGGAACACUGUAGUACUUCCUGACUAUUUCUAUGUCGUUUGUUGCAUCAGACUGUAUUUGAUUAACACAAAGAAAUAAACAGUUACUGCAAAACA
Pygocentrus nattereri (red-bellied piranha) is the source of this 6714-nucleotide messenger RNA. It is a transcript of the gene sema3b, whose product is annotated as sema domain, immunoglobulin domain (Ig), short basic domain, secreted, (semaphorin) 3B. Gene Ontology annotation, biological process: negative regulation of axon extension involved in axon guidance; semaphorin-plexin signaling pathway; neural crest cell migration. Gene Ontology annotation, molecular function: semaphorin receptor binding; chemorepellent activity. The record is from RefSeq and is a predicted model, not a curated record. The transcript is spliced from 17 exons. NCBI's taxonomy places the organism in Eukaryota, Metazoa, Chordata, Actinopteri, Characiformes, Serrasalmidae. The coding region runs from base 1 to 2358 and encodes 785 amino acids.